Messenger RNA from Nicotiana tabacum (common tobacco), 1127 nucleotides. NCBI's taxonomy places the organism in Eukaryota, Viridiplantae, Streptophyta, Magnoliopsida, Solanales, Solanaceae. The record is from RefSeq and is a predicted model, not a curated record.
AUGCCCGGGACUACUUGUGAUCUUUUGAGGUGCUGGAACAAUGUAGGUGGCUGGGGAAGGAAGAAGAGAUGGUGGAGGGCUAUACCAGCUUGCAUUUGGUGGAAUGUCUGGAAGGAAAGAAAUGAUAGGUGCUUUGAAGAUAGGAGGAGUUCUUUACAGAAAAUUAAGUUCAACUCAAAAGCUCAGGGUCAAUUCACACCAAGAAAUAGGUUGAGUUUUGAAGGAGUUGAUCCCAAGAAAUUUAUUGGACUACAAUGUAAGGUGUAUUGGCCAUUAGAUGCUGAUUGGUACUCUGGUCGUGUAAUUGGGUACAACUCUGAGACUGGACAGCAUUAUGUGAAAUAUGUAGAUGGGGAUGAAGAGCAUUUGCUUUUAUCAAAUGAAAGGGUCAAGUUUUCUGUUUCACUUGAGGAGAUGAGUCGUUUGAAGUUGAUAUGUUGCUUGAAUUGCAGGAAUAUAUUGAUGACACAGAGGACUAUAUCAAUAUUCAGCUGGGCAAUCAUCGAAAUCAGCUCAUCCAGUAUGAGCACAUGGUGCUACUUGACUUACUUAAGAAGGGCCAUUCAGAACCAGAGAAGAAGAUUCGUAUAGGAGUCCGCGCUUUCCAAAUCCGAUUUCAGCCACAGUUAAAUGUCACUGCUUCUUUGUUGUUAGGGAGGAUAUUUCUGUGGAUGAUUUUAGCUUUAGGAAGUGUUUAGAUCGGAUACAACCCCUUCCAGCGAACAUGCAAGUAAAACAUUAUGCUAACGGUGGAAAAGGUGGUCGUGGUGGAGGAAGAGGAAGUGGAAAUGGGCAUGGCCGGGGAAGAGGAGGGAGGUGAAGAUACUAAACAAGCUGACAUGCCAAAUUCUUCUAUCAGUCUUGUUAACUGCUGUUUAAAAUCCAAAUUUUGGUCUGUUACAUUUGUGUUCCCACAGUUUUGCCAUAAUGUUUUUGCAGGUAGAACUACAUGAUCAUCUUUGCACUCCUAAAGAAACACAUCAUGUGCAAAAAUUUGUUUUCCCUUUGAAUUCUCCUAAUCUAAUUUUGAAAAGGAUACUUGUAAUAACAGCAGCCAAGAGGCAGGAAUAGCAAGAUUGGACAUUCCUCAACUUACUACUAUUAUUAAAUUUAUUAUCUUGAUUGGA